UGAUAGUCUAAUGAAAAAAAAUCAUUAUUAAGAUGGCAGCUUUAACUGAUAAAUACAGGCAGUUUAUUGUGGAUACAUUACGUGCAAAUGGAGCUUUGCCAGUCAGUGAAUUACUUAAGUGCUUCACAGAAGGCUCAAAGAACACUCCUACAAACUGCCCCAAAUUUUUGAAGACGGUCUCAGAAGGUGAACUUUACCAGUUCUUGUUAAAACGUCCAGAUGAAUUCUGUUUUAAAAAAGGAUAUGUAUGUCUUACUAAGCUGGAAGAGAGUAUCAAACAGUUCUUGCUUGGAAGUAUCGGUGAAGAAGGAAUGUUGUUCCACAAAUUUGAAAAUUUGUAUUCGGAUAAAGCUAAUAAUUACAUUAAAGCAAUCGGGUGGCAGCAAGGAGCAGUGAACUUUUUGUUUCGCAACCAGGAUUGCUUUUUUCGCGUCGGGGAAAAAGUUUACAAAGCCGAUAGUGAGGAAGCUGGUAGUAUUAAAAACUUAAAGGAAGAUGAGGUGGCAGCUGCUUUGUUCUUCGGCGAAAUUUUGCAAGAAAAGGGAAAUUUGAGUGUGUUGAAAUUGGCAGGUCAUCUUAACCAAGCAAGGUUGGAGAUAAGAAACAUAGUGGGGUCAACAAAGCCAGAAAUUUUCAAGAAAUUCAUUCUGAAAAAUAAAUGGCUUCUUAAAUUGAAUGAUGAUAUAGUGAGUGUAAAAUCUACAAAUUUUGUGAAGUCUCUGCAAAGUAGUAUCAAAGCUUCUUCUAACGAGGCUGUAGAAUAUAUUAAGUCAAAAUUUAAAACUAACGAAAAGAAGACUUUUAUUAAGUUGGCUGGGUCGUUGAGUCAAGCAUCACCUGAUGUUAUUUCUAUCAUUGGUGGGAAGAGUCCAGCUUCAACAAAGCAGUUUCUCACAUCCUACCCCACUGUCUUCAAUAUUGAUGGAGAAACGGUUAGUUUGGUCAGUCAACCUCUUGAUUAUUCUACUGAAUUUCACUCACUGACAAAAAUCAAAGCCGCAGAGUAUGAGAAGAUGGAGCAACCAAGCUUGGACAGCUCGGAAGAGGAUAAUGAUGACGAGGAUUUGGAUUUUGAUAAAAUAGAGAAGAAUGCAGUUGAAUUCUUCUCUAAACGUCUACAAUUAAAGCGGAAACAAUCAAUAACUCAACUUGCUGGUCACAUUGGACAAGCAUCAAAAACUGUGCAAGCUGUUGUUGGAAAAAGCCCUUCAAAGAUUGAGGGGUUUCUUAAGAGUCACAGUAAUGUGUUUGAAACAACUGACGUUAAUGCUAUUUGUUUGAAAGAAAAGUUAACUAGUGAUGGUAUUAGUUUCACUGGUAACAGUUCAGUUACACCAGCUAUUCCAAACAUUGAUACAAGUUGGGAUACACCCAUUUUAGCACUUGGUAACACUGAAGAUCAAGAUGACUUUGACAAAAUUCUGGCCAUACUCGGUUUAGAGAAGAACUGCUUUAAGAAAGCAAUUAGGAACAAUAAUGAAAAAGUUGAUGUUAUUUGUUUGGUUGUUGGUUCCAAACCAAGCAUCAGAUUGGAUGAUGGUAUGAAUAGUUUUCGCAAACUGGACCAGCUAAAAAAUGUCACUGAAAGUUAUUUGCUGCAGAUAAUAAAUCACCCAAGUGUGUUUGACAUUUCAGAGAAAGUUCGUGGAAUUAGGAACAGUCUUCAUACAUUAAGGUUAUCCUGGGAGGGUGAAAAUAUUUCUGGCAUGACUAUUUUUAACCAAGUUCACAAUCCCCUUGAUGAUGGCUGGGAUAAUGUCAAUAUGGAUUUUGACGGCAUAGCCGCUGUUAUAUUUGAACCUGAACAGAUGCAGGCAGCUUUUAGUUACCUUCGGAACCGUGCAAGAAAACUUGCAGAGACAAGCCAAGUUAUUGUCAUUGAUUAUAAUGGCAAAAUCACUGGAUUUGACUCACCCACACAUAUAGGCAAUGCCCGCCGUAUAAUUUGCACUGAAGAGCAACAACUGCGAUCCACAAUAUUUGAGGCAGCUUCUCACUACCCUGAUCAUGUUAUCACUAAUUGCUGCAUUACCAAUGAGUAUUUCAAAUUACUAAAAGAACUAAGAUACCAAGGUAUCAAAGUGACAGCAAUGAUGGCCGCUUUACAUGUUUCAGACCUGGAAGAAAAAUCUGCUUUUUACUGAAUGCUGACAUUAUGCUCUUGACUUGUGGUGCAGUUAAUUUUAUUUUCAUGGUAUAUGCCACAGAUAUUCUUCAAAAGACUGUAAUUUUAAUGUAGCUGCUUUUAAAUCAUCGCUAUUAUGUGCACUGUUUUAUUUUAAUUUUAUUAAAUGAAUGUUCCACGUCUUUUGUAUGUAAGCAAUCUUUAUACUACAGGUGUCUUGUUUCAUACACCUCGUGUCCGCUUAAAAGAUACCAUGUAAGUGACCUUAUGGUUAAAUAUUAUGGGAUUUUUACACUUUCUAAAAUGAAUGGCUGACAGUUUAGACAACCUAUAAAGCGCCUCUGGGUUGUAGCACAAUUGCUGUUAAGUGUUUUGCCCAAGUACAUACAUGGCCACGAAACCGUUAGCGUUAGAGGCUGGCGCGCUGACCAUUUUGCCACAGCGCGGAUGUGUUCAACUUCGUAAAUGGUAUGUUUUUUUGACAAAAGGUGUACUAAUUGCUUGCAGCUUUUAAAUAUUUUAUUUUUUAAAAAGAUUAUGAGAUACGUUAUUGGAUGAUGGGAAGCAUUUUGAUUCAAUACAUUUCUACCUAUUUUUUUA
Messenger RNA from Ciona intestinalis (vase tunicate), 2725 nucleotides. Lineage: Eukaryota; Metazoa; Chordata; Ascidiacea; Phlebobranchia; Cionidae. The record is from RefSeq and is a predicted model, not a curated record.